AUGCGCCUCCCGUCUUCUGCGCGCACAGCCGGCAGCGGAGUUGCGCUCUUCGCCUCGAACCACGUGACGGCUUGCCUCUCUGCACAGACGCUCCGCGCGACACCCCACACACGCGGCGAAGGCGAAGAUGGACGACCCAAGCGACGAGGGGGCGAGCUUAAAGCGAAUCUGCCGUGGACGCCGGCCGCGCGAGGCCUGAUGAUGCGACCCGCAUUCCCAGCGUCCGCUCUGCGCCUCCGCGCGGCGUUUCACUGUGCGAUGCACUCUCUCUCUUGUCUGCCUUUUUUUUCGUGGCUCGGCGCUCCGCUGCCCCGGGCUCGCGCCUUUGCCUCUCUGUCACGCAGGCCGCGGCUGCACCUCUCCUUCAGCGCCCCUCUCCGUCGCGCCUCCGCUCGCUCCUCUUCGCCCUUCGUCACUUCUGUCUCCUGUCCUCCCGCGCCCACGUCAUCUCUGCGCUCUGCGUGGCCUCCGCGCGCGGCAUCGCUGCUAGCCUCUGCAUGCGGCUCGCCCCUCUCCUCUCUGGCUCCGUGCGGCCGGGAGAGUUCCCUGUGUGGCGCGGGCUCGCGCGCCCGAUCAGUGCGAGGCUUUUCUUCCGCGGCUGCGGCGAUGGAGGCCGAAGGCGGCGACGCCGCGCCGACCCCACGCGUGAGAGACUUUCGCCUGUUGGAGCGGUGGCUGGUCGGCGCCUCCGCGCAGGCGGCGUCCUCUCUCUCUCCUGCGGCAUCUAAUUCUGCUUCAGCGGCGUCUGGCGCGCGUCCUGGAAGCGGGGCUCCGCGGCUGCUGGUUCUCGUACUGAAUCGCCCGUUGCCGGCGUACGCCCCGCAUCUGCUGGAGGCGGCCACAUCGUACGUGGUUGCGGACGGCGGAGGGAAUUUCCUUUACCAGAUGUUCCAGGACCAGGAAGAGAUCAAGCUGCGCGCGCGGCGUCGGCUGAUUCAAGCCAAACUCGACGCGCGCGAGCGGCUGCGGAUGGAGGAGCUUGCUGCUCACGUGCAACACCAGAUCCUCAUGGAGCACCAACCCCUCCACGACCAGCGCACGCAUCUCGGGAACCUCCAGCGCGACUUGCACCGCCGAAACGCCGCCCGCGAAGGGGCGGGCACGCUUCGGCAAGACAAAGAGACAGGAAGUAACGAGAGCGCGACCCACGCAGACCCGACUCGCUUCUUGAACCGCCUGCCAGAUGCGGUCUGCGGAGACCUCGACUCCCUCACUCAAGAGGCGAAGGCGUACUUCGAGAGACGCGGCGUGCCGAUCGUGCGGAGGCGAACGCAGGACUUGCCUGACCUCGAAAAAGCGUGGAAUCUGCUCCUGGCGCCGCAGCGCUACACGGCGCGGGACGUGAUCAUCAUCCUCGGCGCGAUCGGCGGCAGACUCGAUCACACGCUGAGCGCGAUUCACUUCCUGCACAAGUUGAAUGCGGAGUAUGAACAAGAGGCCGCGGAGCCGCGCGAAGAGGCGCGAGGCCCUUCCGCCUCACCCAGGAGUCAUCGCGACGGCGGGCUCCCUCAGAUUUACCUCAUCGGAGAAGAUUCGCUCUGCUUCCUCGUCCCCCGUGGACGCUCGCGCGUCAUUCCUUCGCAGCUCCUCGUCACCCGCCAGUGCGCCCUCGUGCCGUUCGGCUCGACUGUGUCUGGCGUGACGACGGAGGGGCUGCGGUGGAAUCUCCAUCCGGAGAUGCAACUUAAAUUCGGAGAGUUCAUCUCAACGUCAAACCAGAUCUUGCCGGAAGUGCUGGCGGGCGCGAGAGACGCAGAAGGCGAGGAGGGCAUCUCGAUCUACACAGAACUGCCCCUUCUCUGGUACUCUCAGAUGCGCCUGCAGCCGUCGGGCCUCUUCAUUCCUCCCCUGAGUGACUCUGCAGGGGUCGCCUCGUAG
Besnoitia besnoiti is the source of this 1878-nucleotide messenger RNA. RefSeq lists its product as uncharacterized. The transcript has 6 exons. Gene Ontology annotation, molecular function: thiamine binding; ATP binding; thiamine diphosphokinase activity. NCBI's taxonomy places the organism in Eukaryota, Apicomplexa, Conoidasida, Eucoccidiorida, Sarcocystidae. The coding region runs from base 1 to 1878 and encodes 625 amino acids. The record is from RefSeq and is a predicted model, not a curated record. Gene Ontology annotation, biological process: thiamine metabolic process; thiamine diphosphate biosynthetic process.